Molecule: messenger RNA, 8036 nt
Organism: Corythoichthys intestinalis (scribbled pipefish)
Lineage: Eukaryota; Metazoa; Chordata; Actinopteri; Syngnathiformes; Syngnathidae
Exons: 6
Coding region: 228-3119 (963 amino acids)
Biological process (GO): Notch signaling pathway; protein ubiquitination
Cellular component (GO): nucleoplasm
Molecular function (GO): ubiquitin protein ligase activity; nucleic acid binding
Source: RefSeq, a predicted model, not a curated record
CAAUGCAAAACAAUAAAGUAAUUUCCCUUUUUAAUACAACCAAACAACAUUUUAGACACCGACUAAACUCUUCCUCGCGUUUGAUGGCUAUUCCACAGCAAUUCGUGCACUCGAUCGCCCUCUGUCGACCAGGCCAGAACAUCAUAGUUUCACUUUUGUACUACUGUUUGGCUCAUGUGCUUUUGUAAAAAGGCAAAACUAAACCACCGUGAAUCCCUUGUAAGCAGAUGGCCGGGGCGAGCAGGACCGUGCGAGUGAGCGGCAUGCCUGCACACAUUGAAGAAGAGCGGCUGAUUGAUAAAUUAGCCGUCCACUUUCUGCGCCCCAGCAAUGGCGGAGGGGAAAUAGAGUCUGUUAUCAUUGAUCGGACGAAGCCCUACAGUGCCCUGGUCCAGUUUGAAGACAGUGGAGUGGCCCAGAGAGUCUUUGAUCACGGCAGGCACACUCUCAAAGUGGACGGGAAGGACUACGAGCUUUCUGUCAGCAAGCAUUGGCAAAGCCCGGAUCCCAACAAGCUCAUCACAAGUCUAACAGCAACUGUGGACUAUAAACACUUUCCUGAGGGUAGCAGGGCAAUAACUCGUCUGCUCCGGGACCACCCCGAUGUUGAGGCAAGCUGUGACUCCGCCAAUAAGUUGUAUCGACUGUGUGGUGCCUACACCAAAGUGCAGUCAGUUUUGGCCCAGCUGCUUGACCGUCACGCAGAAGCUCUACAGUCACCGAAACGGUCAGUCGCAGGUCAGCCUUCUGUUCGUCGCGCCGAGUCGCUUACCGAGAGGGUGGACCAAAAAGAUCUUAAGGGCGGUUCUCCGAUCCCAGAGGAGGAGCUGUCAUUGAUGUUGGAUGCAGAUGUGUUCCAGUAUUUGCAGAAGCGCUAUGGCCAGGAGUACCAGCGCUUGCAGAGUCAGCAUGGCGUCAAAGUGGUGGACAUGUCCAGUCAGGGGAUUACCACGCUAUUUCUACAAGUUGUAACCCCUGAGGGUGGCAAGGAACGAAAGCGCAUCGAGCAGGCGAGGAUGGCGAUACGUGACCUUUCCCAGGAGUGUGAGAGGAGAAUCUGUCAGACGAAGCUACGAAAGUGCGACCUGGACCAUAUCGGAGACCUGCAGCAUGCGAUGGCGACUCUCCGUGUCAGAUUUCCUGAGCUUCUUCUCAAUGAAGACGACAGCUGUGUGUUCCUUAUCGGCGACUGUUGCGAUGUGUCUGAAGCCAAACAGUUUCUUCUUCAGGAGCGCCGCACGGCGGAAACUGAAAGCAUCGCCCACCGUCGUGGAAUUUCGUCUCCUCGCCAACCCGCUGCCGAGAAGCCCCUGGGCCUCUCCUCGCCUCAGUGCUCAAGGGCUCUGGAUGAUCAGGAGGAUCUCGUGCAGCCAUCGGAGAAGGAGAGAAGACCAGAAGACGGUGAAAUAUAUCAUUUAGCUGCUCCCUGUAAGGGCUCUGGGCCACCAUUACGUUCUAUUCCUGUAGAUUUGUCCUUAUGUGGAGCCUCAAAUACCAGGAAGGAACCGUUAGAAGCAACAAAAGAUCCACUUGGACAUUCGAUAAUGAGGAGUAAAACGUCCGCGGACGUUACAGCCAAAAGUACGAGACCCGUCUGGAGCACAACUCCAUUCCGUCCACCUGUAAAAAUGCACACUGGAUCCACGGCAAGGAAAACCAAGAGUUUUUCAGGAGCGACUCAGCAGGGACUUCAGAAGACUGAAGAUGAUUCGUCUGCAUCCCUGCCCAGAACCAGGACCUCCAGCCUGACUGACCCAAUACAGAGAGACCAAAAUGAAGUCUACCAUGCAGAGGUUCUGGUGCCCACCGUUAUGUGGCUCCAUAUUAAGGAGGUCUACAGGACCCAAGUUGAAGCACUGACAUGCAACCUGGAGCUAAAUGAGGUGGGUUCGCAGGACAGGAUCCAGUCGGCCAUAAGGAUUCGUGGAUCACAGCAGUCCGCCGUGACCGCUUGCCAGCACGAUUUGCAAGAGCUGGUCGAUGCCGUCAGUUCCGAUUUCUCUGUACGUGAGCUUCACCUGUCCGAGCUCAAUCUUACAAAUUUGGAAGACGAAACCUUGCAGGCCUGCUGCGCGGAAGUCCGACAGCGCUUCGCAAAGAUUACCAUCCGGAUGACAAAGAGGAGUUUGUAUCUCCUCGGUCCUAAACGCUUGUGUUAUCAGGUAGGGGCCUCGCUGCGAGAAGUAUUUUGCGCUGAUCGCGCCCAAACGAAAAACAAGAAAGGGAGGCAAAUAAGCGAGAGCCUUCCAUAUUCUGCAACGAGGAUUUCGAACCAUACGCGGGACCAAACUCAGACCGAGCUUGACAACGGUCAAAUAGCAACUAGGCGCGACCCUGUCAUCAAGGAGAAACUGGAAAGGGCAAGCAUCGGGGAUCACGACCGAGGGAAGAUAUUGGUCCACGGAACUAAGGAAAGCCCCACAAAUGUGAAUGGUGGCAGGUCACCGACAGCCAAAAGCAACAAAUCUACACUGUCUAACCAGAAAGAAGGCCUCCCAGGUGUCAUCUGUGUGUGCGGGGAGAGCGCCACCUCCAUGAAACAGACUAAGUGCGGGGUUUUUAUGUGCAUCAAUUGCCUGGACGCCGUUCACGUCAACUGCAGGGUGUGCCACAACGGAUCACCGCAACACCGGUCGCCUGUGGGCAUCCGAGGCUCGAUGAAUCACUGCAAACUCAACUUCAGUUUGCCUGGCCACAACAAGCACACCACUAUCAAGGUCACCUACGUCAUUCCUGAUGGUAUACAAGAGGUGGGCAGUUUUGAGACUGUUAAAAAAACCAAAGAUUGGGUUACUCACAGGGUUUUCCUUUUGACUUGCCAGGAUCAUCAUCCUUCUCCGGGAAAGCCUUUCCACGGUGACGUCUUUGAAGCUUUCUUCCCCGAUUGCGACAAGAGCAGGAAGCUGUUGCCCAGGCUAGAGGACGCCUUCCGGCGGGGGCUCAUCUUUACGGUGACUAGCAAGGAGAAGGGCUCCAAGGUUUGCUGGGACACUAUUCCGCACAAGACCACCUUGCAAGGCGGCCGAUCGGGGAACGGUUACCCGGAUUCUUCCUACUUGAGACGCCUGUCAGACAUCUUGACGUCACACGGGAUUGUAGAGCAAGCUUCCACAUCUUGAGAUUUCCUGUUAGCACUGCAGGUUAACAGCCCAUUUAAGAAAACAUGCACAUUUGAACCAAUCAGAGCUAACUAUCUCUGCUGAUCACAUGUCAGUAUGUCAGCUAAUUGAAUGGAUAAAUGAGUCCAGGCGUUUUGCUCUGCUGCGUGCAUUCGCACAUUGACGUGACUCAUCAUCAUCAGACUCUGAUAACUAGAGCAGCUCUGGAAACCUCCAUGCCGUCCGUGGAAUAAAAUGAAUAAUAAAUAUAGGUGGAAAUGGAUUACGCUACACAAGCACUUUACCAUGCUUGUUGUUAACACUUGUGUAUGUAAAUCUGAUGUUGGUAGACUGUUUUCUUCUUGGAGAUGAAAUGCAUGUGUGGCAGCUUAGCAUUUUUUUUUUUUACAUAGCGUUUUGACAGUUGCUGUCAUAUUUUUGGAAUCAAAGCACCGUAUAUCGGAACUGCAUUUCGGCCCUGAAUCUUAUACCGGAACUGCAUUCCUGAACGUUCUGGCCCACUUUCACCCCUGCUCAUGCCUAUACGUCUUACAUAUGACCCAUUAAAAAAUACACAUUCAUUACAUUAUUCUUGUUAUGCUUUUUUUAUUAGUCCUGGAAAACAUGUAAGGCAUAUGGUAACAUUACACACUGAAGCGUUACAAGCUGUAGAGGCUCACGCAGAACCCACCCAGAGUCGAGCACAGAAAGAAGCAGCAUUAAUAUAAAAAAAAACAUGUUUUUAAUUAAAAAAAAAAAAAAAAGACUAAAGUGGUUUUGAUGAGAGUUGCCAUUUUUUUGUAGGAGGGGGUACAAACAAAGCUACACGAUACACGCGAAAAUCACGUUUCAGGGAAGCAUGUGUGGUGUGUGAGUGUUUUGGUGCGGGGACGGGUAUGAGAGGCGGCACAUUCCAAGAAUUAGGUGGCUGCCCAUGCUGAAGGCUUUCGCUUGGCAACUUGACACGUGACUUAGCGGGCGUUCUUCCUCAAACCACACCACCACACGAGCACUAAACUAAGCUGUACAUAUACAACAUACACACUGUUACAUUUUUUUUCCAACUAAACAUGCAUCCUAGUACUGUACAAGAUCAGCCAAUAACUUGAACUGAGGCCGCCUCGCCGUUUUUCUGCCAGGCGAGAAUGGAAACGGGACGUGGAAUUUGGGAACGCUUCCACUGACGGGACGUGGACGUGACGGAUUGUGCUGUAAAUCGAGUGAAAACUGUUGGAAGGACCUGAGAAACCACAUUAACAGAAAGCCGGCAUCUGCUCCAGAGGCCAAAAAAAUAAAAGGAAUGCAAUUGGCUGCUCGUCGUCUCAGUGCAUUUUUGUCCCCGCUUUCCUCGCCACGCUCACUUUGAAAAAAGAGGAUGUGACAUCCAGAAGCAAAACGUUUGCUCAGAAACUUUCCUCCUGUUGCAUAAGUGUCUGGAAAUGCUGCGAAGAUGUCGCAGAAAUGAGCGGAAACGCUAAAAGCAGUUGAUAUACAGUACAGCACUGUGAUAAAAUGCCUUAGGUCAUCACUUGUCAUGCUAGGUCUUCGGCUAGCAUUGCUAACGCUAAGGUAUUACAGUGUUUUGAAGAUGUUUUGCACGCAUGAUUUGUGUAAACCAUAGACUUCAUAAUGAUAUUGACGGGUCAGAUUCGACCUUCGCUGCGCAGUCAAGUCACAGCGAUCCCUAAAUGUCCAAAUUGAGUACUGCUUGUCAUUUUCCCUCCAAAAUGUCAUGUGAGUUGUUAGUGUUACUAGGACCAAGUGUGCAUAGGGAGCAGGUGUGUUCAAAUUUGUAGUGCAGCUCUCACUCUCUCUCAUACUGGUCACUGAAAGUUCCAACAUGGCAAAGAACUCUCUGAGGAUUUUAAAAGACGUAUUGUUUCGCUACAUGAAGAUGUCCAAGGCUACAAGAAGAUUACCAACACUCUGAAACUGAGCUGCUGCCCAGUGGCUAAGAUCAUCUGGCAUUUUAAAAGAGCAGGGUCCACUCAGAACAGGCCCCGGGUAGGUCGUCCAAAGAAGCUGAGCGCACGUGGCGAGCGCCACAUCCAAAUGCUGUCAGCAUUGCUGCAGAGAUUGAAGAGGUGGGGGGUCAGCCUGUUAGUGGUCAGACCGCACUCUACAUCAAAUUAGCGUGCGUGGCUGUCACCCCAGGAGUAGGUCUCUUCUGAAGAAAGCCCGCAAACAGUUUGCUGAAGACAUGUCAACAAAGCACAUGGAUUACUGGAACCAAGUCGUAUGGUCUGAUGAGAUGAAGAUUGUUUGGUUCUGAUGUUCUUGAGCGUGUGUGGCGGCGACCAGGUGAGGAGUACAAAGAUAAGUGUGUUAUGCCUACUGUCAAGCAUGGUGGUGGGAAUGUCAUGGUCUGGGGCUGCAUGAGUGCUGCAGGCAGAGAUGGGAAUCGAGAACCGGUUCCUAUAGAGAUCCAGGUGUUUCAAUUCCAUGGAAUCAUUUGGCAGUUUAUCUAACGAUUCUCUUAUCAAUUCCAACCAGCACGAAUUGCGUCACGUAACUUCUGUGUUCUCCACUGCUGGAGACGCCAUAAGUCCAGAAAGAUCACUUGAAAAAGCAGACAUGCAUAUUUUUCUGCAAAAGAAUUCUUAAUUUUACACAUGUGCACUACGUACUGUUCUGUUGCAUUUGACAGUAUUUUUCUUUUUUUAUUAUUUUUGAGUGGUAUCAGCUGAUAUGUCCUUUUAAAAAGGAGGAUAUUUUAUUACUAUUAGAAAAAUGGUUCAGUAAAAUGUUACACAUUCUUAUGGCUUUGGGCCUCUUUUGACCUUGUUGUGAGUUUGUAAGGUUGUGACUUCCGAUUAAACAAACUCGAUGCCAAUUAAAAUAUUUGUUCUUCUUUUUACCCAAAUUAGAAUCGAUAAAGAAUCGAAUCAUUAAGCAAUAUCAAUAAUGGAAUUGUAAAAAUCGUAUCAAUUCCCAUCCUUAGCUGCAGGUGUUGGAGAGUUACAUUCCACUGAGGGAAACAUGAACUCCAACGUGUACAGUGAAAUACUGCAGCAGAGCAUGAUCCCCUCCCUCCAGAAACUGGGUCGCACGGCAGUGUUCCAGCAUGACAAUGACUUCAAACACACCUCCAAGAUGACCACUGCUUUACUGAGGAGGCUGAGGGUAAAGGCCAAGCGUGUCUCCAGACUUGAACCCAAUAGAACAUCCUCAAGCGGAAGUUGGAGGUGCGCAAAGUCUCAAAUAUCCGGCAACGUCGUCAUGGAGGAUUCCAAUGGCAACCUGUGAAGCACUGGUCAACUCCAUGCCCAGGGCAGUUCUGGGUAAUAGUGGUGGCCACACAGAAUAUUGACAGUUGACAUGUUUAAUAUUGACAACUUUCACUAAGGGGUGUACUCACUUUUGUUGCCAGGGGUUGAGAUGUUAAUGGCUAUAUUUUGAGUUAUUUUGAGGGGAAAAUAAAUGAACUCUAUUAUACCGUAUUGGCCCGAAUAUAAGACGGCCCAGAUUAUAAGACGACCCCCUCUUUUUCAAGACUCAAGUUUAAAAAAAAAAACAACUUUUUGAACACCAAAUUAAUUUUUAUACAGAAAAUAUAUACAGUACAUCCAAAACAAAUGAUUAUAACAAUAUAUUUGAGGGAAAACGCUUGUUAUUUUGCCUCAUUCAAAUCUUAACAUCUGAACAUUUAAAUAUGUAAACUAAAGUGCAAUCACAUUCGUAAAUGAAUGGCUUCGGGUUUUUGAAAUGUAAGUAAACCAAUCUAUUGUGACAAAACAACAAAAUUGCAAUAACUGCAUUAGCCAUCAAAGUGAAGUCUAAAUGUAACUGUAGUCCUGAAACAAAUCGGAAUAAGGAAAAACAUUGCAAUAAUGCAAACUGGUUAAACUUGAGAGUAGCGAAGAUCUGUCAUGACAGAACAUCGCUUCAAUGAUAUCUGGCGCCAUCUAGCGUCGUGAAUGGGUAUAAUGGCUACACGGCGAAUAUAAGACGACUCCUGCUUUUUCAGCCUUAUUUCAUUACAAAAAACAUCGUCUUAUAUUCGGGACAAUACGGUACUUAAAUAUCUGCAGAAAUGCAAGGGGUGUACUCACUUUUUGUGAUACACUGUAGCAUGAGGGACAAAGGCGACCGUGUCCCCCCCUUAGCAACAGUUGCUAACAUCAUGAAUAUUAAUGAGCGGAAGUGACGUGCAGCGUGCGGUACGCUGUUGGAGAGCGUUUACCUGGUGUAAAACAUUUGAAAAAUGUAUUCUAUUAAACAAAGAAGACAAAACUUGACACAAUGGUGGCCUAAGACAUUUUAGCACAGUGUUGCACAUUGAUAGAUGGACCCACUAAGUUUCCCUUCCAUUUCCAGAUGGUAGCUUGUGUUUUUUGAACCGGGAUCAGAAGUAAGGCUGUCGCGUCCGGUUUGGCCGACCGGGCCCGAAACGACAUCUGCUCGCUCGCUUGCCGCACGAGUUCACGAAGGAAAGCAACGAAGUAACCCCCCCGUCCCUUCCGCUUGCCUUAGGAGUGACCUCGUCUAGCUCCUUCUCACUGUGACGUGGUUGUAAACACAUGGGCGGGUCACAGCGACCGCGUAUUGGAGCUGGUAGAGCACAGUGAAAAGGAUGUUGCUGUGUAGUUAAGGGACGGACUGAGGUAAGCUGUGUGCAAGGAAGGAGGAGUAGGCACACUUGGAGCCCACGAGCGACAAACAAAAGCCAGGAAAAACCAACUAACUAAAAACAAUCUUCUCUCGGUGCACAUAUUUGGGAUAUUUGUCAGACGCACAUUGUAUUUUGUCUUCUUCUGAGAAGGAUGGAAACGCAUCCAACACCACAAUUCAUACUGUGUAUAUAUAUUUUUUGUAUGCGCUGUAAAUAUUCAAAGCAUUGACAAGAGGAAUAUACAUUGUCAUUUGGCACACGUGGUUUGGACAAAAAAGACACAGCUUUUAUAAUUAAAAGGGUCUCCGACACUCCAAACAAACAAA